AUGUCGAACGCCCAAGUCCCGAGUACAUCGGAGGACCUUGAACGUCCAGGGGUAUUUCCGAAAUUAAGGUCACCGGGAAACGAGGGUAGACAGACAGCUUCCAUUACCCUGGGGCCGAAUGAUAGCAAGGUCCUCAUGGAAGUAGCUAGAGGAGGCAAUCCCUCACUCUUGCAUCUCCUGAAGACUGCAUGGCCCAUUUUGUUGGCUGACUACGUUGAUUCCAAGACCGUUAGCUUUGGUAUACUGUCCAGCGAUGCGGGAAAUGAUAUUGUUGAGCAGUGGUCAGCAGUUGUAAACCCAGAGCAGCCCAUCUCUCGAGCGGUCACUCUUGAAAAGCUUCACGAAUGGCCGUUGGCAGAAGUUGGGCACAAUGAAGAAUCCAUUGUCCCCGUCCUUCUUGAGAAGUCCAAGUGGGCGGUUGUUGCAAUACUUGGCGUCCUCAAGGCAGGCGCAGCAUUCGUUCUCUUGGACAUUUCAUACCCUGCAGGUCGCCUGCGGGAUAUCUGCGAGGAUGUUCAAGCGCAAGUCGUCAUGCAGUCCGUGGAAGCACCUAUUAUAGAUCGCCCAAUGAACAUUGUUGCAGUCGGUGAGGAUUUGAAGGAUUGGGUCUAUUAUCCGCCACCGAGGGCUCCAGUCACCUCUAAAAACGCAGCCUACGUAUCAUACACGUCGGGAUCCACGGGAAAGCCGAAGGGUGUGGUCAUCGAGCACGGCUCGUUUUGCACAAACGCUAUGGCUACCAGCAAGAUACACAAUCUGAGCAGUUCCUCUCGAGUCCUACAGUAUGCAUCCUUUGCAUUCGAUGUGAGCAUUCAAGAGUCCGAAGCCUGCGGAGAACUUCAGGUCAAUUGGGCCGAGCUUACCCCUUCUGUUGCCAGACUUCUGCACCCCAAAGAGGUCCCAUCAAUCAGGACACUUGUUUUGGGAGGGGAACCAACCUCCUCUAUUGAUAUCUCCAGGUGGCAGAACCUCCGACUGAUCUCUGCCUAUGGUCCGGCGGAAUGUACCAUCGUAUCAACAGUCCAACCACAUGUCCAGGAGCCGGGCAAUAUUGGUCGUUCCUAUGGUGGCACAUGCUGGAUCGUUGACAAGGAUAAUCACCACCGUCUCCUCCCUAUCGGCGCAGUUGGGGAGUUAGUUAUCGGAGGACCCAUUGUUGGCCACUACAGAUUCUACAGGACCGGCGAUUUGGUCAGAUACAACGUUGAUGGUGACAUUAUCUACUGCGGAAGGAAGGACACGCAGGUCAAAAUUCAUGGACAAAGGAUGGAGCUGGGCGAAAUCGAAUAUCAUGCACGAACCUGCUUGGGCCACGACGAUCUUAUAGUUGAACUGGGGUUGUGGGCGUAUCAGAGGCCCUUCCUGGUACUUUUUAUGGCGCCGAAAGGACAGGUUGCUGAAGAUGCUUGUCCAAGCUCUCUGUUUUGCGAACCGAACGAUGAAUUCCGUCGGCGCAUUCUUCAUCUCAAGGCGCGGCUCAGGAACAGGCUUCCCGAGUACAUGAUACCGACGGUAUAUAUUCCCGGGAGUGGAAUACCGCUAUCAAGGACAGGGAAAGUAGACAGAAGGUUGUUGCGAAGCGCCUUUGGCCAGCUAUCAGAUGCCCAGGUUCGAAAGUACCAUAUUUCAGAUCCGAGUCCAGCUGUGGAAUCCCCACUGACGCCUGCUGAGAAGACAAUCAGAGAGCUUCUCGCAACUGUACUCCAGUUACCUGAAGCUGAAAUAGGGAUAGAUGACAGCAUUUUCCAGCUGGGGGCCGACUCCAUCACCGCGAUUUCCCUCGUCGCAGAAGCCAGAAGGCGGGGAUUGGAUAUGAUGGUGGCCUCCAUUUUCCAAUCUCGGUCUAUUCGGAAACUAGUGGCCGUCACAGACAAUAUUUGUGCUUGCAGUACUAGUCCGGCAGCGAAGCAAUGUAUCAUCGCUCUAAGUCAGAUUGAGGAUAUGUACCCAUGUACGCCUUUGCAGGAAGCCAUGAUGGGUUUUACGAUGAGAAAUCCAGGCUCCUUGCAAGCGCAGAUCCAUUUCCGGCUUCCUAUGGCACUAGAUAUCGCGCGGUUCAAGGAUGCGUGGGGGAAGGUCAUUGCUGCACGUCUGAUAUUACGAACCAGGAUUGUUCAGCUUGAUACAGCUCAAGCGCUCCAAGUCAUCGUCCGCAGUGAAGAGAAGAUACCAUGGCAUUUUGUCAAACAUGUCCAUGAAGUUGUCCAAACUUUCAUGUUGUUGGGGGACCCCCUUAUCCAACUUUGCAUGGAUAGUGAGCCAGAUGAAACGGUGCAACUGAUAUUCGUCCUCACUAUGCAUCACGCUGUAUUCGAUAAGUGGUCAUAUAGAAUUAUCCUCGAGGAGUAUACUCAAUCCAACGAUGUCGUCUUUGGGGUGACUGUCAACGGACGUAGUGCUCCUGUGUCCGGGAUCCACGAGCUCGCUGCACCUACCAUCGCUACAAUACCGCUUCGAACUGUUCUUCAACCCGAUGUCAGCGUUCAGGAAACACUGGUCAGGAUGCAGGAGCAUGCAACCAGAUUGAUUCCGUUCGAGCACACUGGACUGCGCUGGAUAAAGUCUUUUAGCGCAGGCGCAGCAUUGGCGUGCGACUUCAAAAGCUUGCUGGUUAUCCAACCGCCAGUUCGAGGAGGUGUUUCCGAUGGGCUAUUCGGGGAACCCUUGGAAAAUGAUGACGAACAACUGAAAUUUAGCACUCAUCCUCUGACUCUCAUUUGCGAACUUGCGGAUAAUUGCUGGGUUGAUGUUACUGCCGUGAUCGAUUCCGCUGUGACCUCGCCAGAUGAGGCACAAGCAAUGCUGCAGCAGUUCGCGGGUCUAUUCAGUAAAAUUAACGACAAUCUGGAACGGCCAGUCGGUAGUAUCAUUAAAUCCUUGCCCAAGGAUUCUGCCGGUCGACCAGACAGGGAAGGCUUGCGCGCGGCCGCAUCCAAUCUAUGCAGAAAGAUCCAGCAAGAUUCCAUGUUUCCGACUAAGAGUGAAGCAGCGUUCUCGAGGCCAAUUCAUUUAUCAACAGCCCAGAACAUCGUAGCUCACGUCCUUGGGUUGAAAGUAGAGGACGUGGACAGUGAGGACGACUUUUUCGUCUUCGGAGGCGAUUCCAGUACAGCGAUGCAGAUGGUUAUGCUGUGCAGGAAAGAGGGUUUCUCUCUCACUGUUCGCGAUAUCUUUCAACAGAGAAUGAUGAGUCGAAUUGCAAGCAAGUUACAACCCCUCGCCAGGAUUAAGCCUCCACCAGACCAUGCCGCAGACUGGAAUAUGAGCAGUCUAUUCUCUUUACUAUGCAUGGCCGGCGAGUCCGAGAGGGCUAGGUUCGAAGCUGACGUCAAAACUAAGCUCGGUAUAGCCAGCAUGGACGCUGUCGAGGAUGCAUAUCCCUGCACGACAUCUUACACCAUCUGGGAAGUAACGGCAACUGGCCGCGACAGUGCCGUGUGCCCUUUUCGCCUGCGUGAUGCCUGGCUCAGUCUAGUGCAUCGUCACUCUGCACUUCGGACAAUCCUCAUUGAUAACCCUUUGCCCGGGAAGUCAUGGAAGAAGAUACACAUUGUGCUCCAUGGCUCGCCUAGUGAAGAUACUGUAUUCUCGGGGGUAAGCGAUGAUACGAUGCAUCGGCCAAACUUGAUGACUGGGACUGGUUGCCCACCAUUUAAGUUCGCCAUUUAUCAGACACAACAAAAUCGCGUCUACUGUAAGCUUGAGGGUAAUCAAGCCUUUCUGGAUGCGACAUCGCUAUUGAUUAUUCUGCAAGACCUUGCCCAGGCAUAUACUGCAACGCUGUCUUCCGCGCCCGGCCCACCCUACCGUUCCGUGGUGGAAUAUUUCGACUACACAUCUGAAGACGAGGGCCACGCGGACUACUGGAAGAAACAGAUGGCAGCAGCAGAGCCAUGCAUUUUUCCAUCCCUCAAGAGUGAAGGUCCGGGGCAGGACACACUGAGUGUUACCAGGAUUGAGAUUAGAGAUGCUGUCGACCUUCGACAGUACUGUGUUACAAGUGGUUUUGUCCUAAGUAAUGUUUUGCAAGUAGCAUGGGGACUCACCCUGCAGUCCUACACGCACCAGAAUAUCGUCUGCUUUGGGACACUUGUUUCCGGCAGAGAUCUUCCUUUGCAGGGGGUGCAUGAGACAAUUGGGCCCUUUUUCAAUGUUCUUCCUUGUCAGCUGAAUUUGAGUUGUCCGGACCAUCUGCUGCGCGUUCUUGGAGGAAACCAAGUCGAGAUCGCAAACCGUCUGUCGUACCAGCACUAUUGCCUCAAUGAUAUUCUGCGCCAGUCAAAUUUUGUUGGUCAGAGGUUGUUUAACACGUGCAUCUCUCUCGAACAACAAUUGUCGAGCUUACAGGUGGACGGCAUCUGUUUUACGGAGAUAGACACCCGUGAGCCAACAGAGUAUAUUCUUCUCUCUGUGAUUGACAAGCAGUCAACUUUGGAAGCAAGGCUUACGUAUUUCUCUUCCAUCAUGUCCGACCAACAAGCUGCUGAAGUGGUUAGGAGAUUCGAAGAAUACGUCUCACAUAUAUUGCAUAACACCUCUACAUCUUAA
Molecule: messenger RNA, 4548 nt
Organism: Aspergillus novofumigatus IBT 16806
Lineage: Eukaryota; Fungi; Ascomycota; Eurotiomycetes; Eurotiales; Aspergillaceae
Exons: 8
Coding region: 1-4548 (1515 amino acids)
Biological process (GO): amino acid activation for nonribosomal peptide biosynthetic process; secondary metabolite biosynthetic process
Cellular component (GO): cytoplasm
Molecular function (GO): catalytic activity; phosphopantetheine binding
Source: RefSeq, a predicted model, not a curated record